Messenger RNA from Lathyrus oleraceus (garden pea), 557 nucleotides. Its product is annotated as gibberellin-regulated protein 2. The transcript has 3 exons. The record is from RefSeq and is a predicted model, not a curated record. NCBI's taxonomy places the organism in Eukaryota, Viridiplantae, Streptophyta, Magnoliopsida, Fabales, Fabaceae. The coding region runs from base 90 to 380 and encodes 96 amino acids.
ACUUGUAACUCAUCACCAAGUUUUCUGUCAUUAAACCUGCCUAAUUUUCUCUCUCCCAAGCUUAGAAAACAGCUGGUAAUUAACCAACCAUGGCCUUCACCAAAUAUACCCUAAUCUUGGCACUUCUCUGCUAUAUCCUUAUACAAGAGUUGGAGAUCCAUAGUGGAAAUCAACACAUGGUUGCUGCUGGAGAGAUAGAUUGUAAUGGUAAGUGCAAUUAUAGGUGCAGCAAAGCUUCAAGGGAAAAGAUAUGUAUGAGGGCAUGCAGUGAUUGUUGUAGAAUAUGCAACUGUGUGCCACCAGGCACAUCUGGGAAUAGAGAUUUGUGUCCUUGUUAUGCAUCCAUCACCACACAUGAUGGAAAGCUCAAGUGUCCAUAGAUAUAUAAUAUAACUCAUCACUACUUUUAUAUAAAUUAUAUUUGAAGCUACCUUUAUUAUAUGCAUGUUGUUAAGGAGCCAGUAGUGCUGUUUCAAACUGACAAUUAAUGAAGUUUGUUAUAUGAAUAAAAAGAAAGAAGUUUGUUAUAUGAAUAAAAAAAAGAAGUUUAUUAAGGA